Messenger RNA from Henningerozyma blattae CBS 6284, 3132 nucleotides. RefSeq lists its product as uncharacterized. The transcript has a single exon. Gene Ontology annotation, biological process: IMP salvage. Lineage: Eukaryota; Fungi; Ascomycota; Saccharomycetes; Saccharomycetales; Saccharomycetaceae. Bases 1 to 3132 code for a protein of 1043 amino acids. Gene Ontology annotation, cellular component: cytosol. The record is from RefSeq and is a predicted model, not a curated record. Gene Ontology annotation, molecular function: AMP deaminase activity.
AUGAUUGAAUUACAAGAUACUAUAUAUACCCAAGACAAUAAUAAAAUUGAUAAUAAUGAAGAGUAUCAUCACAAUCAUCAUAUAAAUGGGAAUCGUAGAUUUAGAGAUGUUCAAAGAAGACCUUCCUUAUUAUUUGAUAGUUACGAAGAUAAUGUUAUAUUACCGGGAAUAAAGCAAUUAUCUCUUCAAGAUCGUUAUAAUUCGAAUCAAUCGAUUAAUAAAGAACAAGAAAAUGCUGAGGAGGAAAAAAAACUCGCAGAGUUUAUUAAUCAAAAAGAAAUAUUUGCCUCAACUCAUAAGAAAAAUCUUGAACAUGAAAAUAUUAAUAAUUCAAAGCCAUUGAAAGUACAAUCAGAUAAAUCAAAAUUAUCAAUUGAUGAUCUUGAUAUGAUAUCCUUAAAAACUUCUUUUGAUAAACAGAUGCUAUUAGGCUCACCGAUGUAUACUUUCCAACCAAACCCAAAUACUAUUUUACCCUCUUCAGGCAACGGAUCUUCAGAUAUGUCGUCAUCAACCCCAAAUGAAUCUCUAAUUAACUUAUCCACAUCGACCGUAUCUUCUGCAGAUAAUAAUGCAGCCUUCCAAAUGGAUGAUGACCCCGUAUUUAGAGAAAUGCUGAAAAAUAAAUUUAAAAAAAAUAAUAGUUUAGAUAUAAACCCAUUUGAGAAAAUAGCACUUUUGAGAAAUAAAUACAUCAUCAAUUCUUUACAAGACUCGGAAGAUAAUAUUAAAUAUGAUAUCGAUAAUUGGUUUAUGUAUCCAAAACCUUUACCAAAGUUUUGGAAAUUUGAAAAGGAUAAGAGAUUCCAAGAUCUCAAUUUGAAAAAGGCUCUAUUUCAUAAACAACAAUUUGAUGAUGAUUCUAAUUAUGAUCUAGCUAAGAUACCUUCAGACAAUAGUUCUGUAGAUGGAUAUACCAAUGUCGUAAAUGACGAUUCACAAUGGAAUUUGAUUAAAACAACAAGUGGGACUUUGAUAGAUAACAUAGAUAAAGGGUUCUAUUUACCAUCAAAAUAUGAUGACGGAAACCAAUUUUUUGAAUCCACAUCUUACGGUGCCAAGUUUCAAAAACACAAAUUAUUUGGUUCAAAGCAUUAUACUGGUGAAUAUUUCGAUUUAGAUCAUUAUAAUGACAGAUUGAGAUAUCAUAAUAUAGCAUUGGAAACAAAUUCGAAGUUAAAACAAAAGAUUAAAUUGAAAAAAUCAAUAUUACAAAUUCCAACUUUUAAUGACUUUAAGAAAGAUUUUAGAUAUAUAAUUGAAAUGAUUCAAUCUCAUGACAUUAACUCUAUUGCCGAAAGAAGGUUGACAUAUUUAUUAGAUAAAUUUGAAUUAUUUCAACAUUUAAACGUUAAGUCAGAAAUUCUUCAAAAUAAACAAGUUCCUUAUCGAGACUUUUAUAAUACAAGAAAAGUGGAUAGAAAUCUAUUAUUAUCGGGAUGUAUUUCACAAAAACAAUUAAAUGAAUUCAUUUGGGAUAAGCUAAACAGUGAACCUAAUAGAAUUGUCUUUAAAAAUAACUUUAAUGAACAAUUUACCUUACAGGAAAUAUUUAGUAUUGGCUGUAAAGAAAAUGAAAAUCCAUUAUCCUUAGGUUUGAAAAUUAUCGAUGAUUAUUUUUUGGAAUGGUAUAGAGACGUUUAUCUUUUAACACUUCAUUUAUUUUCCAAUACAAAUUUCAAUAUUAGUCAUUUGUCUAAACGAUUCAAGCCACUUCAUAUAAGAUACCUCUUAUUGACUCAUAUAUUCCUAGAAUUUGAUAAUUUUAUGGAAGGAGAAUAUCUAGCUGAAUUAUUUAUUAAAAAUGUCAUCCAUAUUUUAGAGAAAAACAAGUAUCAUUUGGCACAAAUUUCUGUAGAUUUUCAAUUUUAUGAAAACAAAGAAAUGAUUAAUGAGCUCGAUGAUAAAAAAUUUAUUAAUCAUGAAAAUAAUUGGUGGACAAAAUUCUCUCAUUGGGUAUUAAGAUGGAAUUUAGUUUCUUAUAACAUCCGUUGGAAUGUUCAAUUAUCAAGAAACUACACUAAGUUAUUCAAGAAAAAGCUUGUUAACAACUUUCGAGACUAUUUAAAUUUAAUCUUCAAGCCAUUAUUUUCUGAAAAGAACAUAAAUGAUACUAAACUUCAGUUCUUUUUAAGUACAGUUUGUUCAAUUGAUUUGUUGGUUGAACAUUCAGAUGAUUAUAUUUGGAAGGAUUUUACUAGUUCGGAUGUAAAACCAAAAGAUUGGGUAGCGAAUGGUGAUAACCCUCCAAUUGCAUAUUAUAUGUACUAUGUAUACGAGAAUUUGGCAAGAUUAAACCUACAGCGUUACUCCAGAUUUCAGAAUAAUAUUGAAUUAAGAAGUGGUUCUUCUUCUUUAAAUAAUAGAACAUCCCAAUUUGGUGAAGAUUUAUAUUUUUCAGAUCAUGUGGAAGCACUAGCUUGUAAUAUCUUACUAUGUAAUGGUGGUAUGCUAAAAGCACAUCCGGUUUGGAAUGCUCCUCCAUCAAUACAAUACUUAUAUUAUUUGUUACAGAUACCAUUGGUUGCCUCCCCGUUAUCUUCGGUCUCCUUAAAAUACAAUCAACCACUGCGUUUAGAAGAUAAUUAUUUAUAUUCCAAUAUGGAAGAUCUUAAUGAAGUAGGGGUUGAAAAUGAGAAUUUUGAAGCUAUAGAAAGUAGUUUGACCUAUUCCCCAAAAAUGAAAAGUAGAGGUUAUAAGGACUCUGCUACAAGAGACAUUACGUCUACUGAACAAAGUUCUUAUAGCAAAAACCCUUUCAUGAAAAUGUUUCAAAUUGGUAUGCAAGUUGGCUUGUCUUGUAAAUCAGUAUUAGACAAUAGUUCAUAUACUCAAGAACCAAUAAUGGAAGAGUAUAGUGUUGCAGCAAGUAUAUACUUGUUAAAUGCAGCAGAUUUAUGUGAGUUAUCGAGAACAAGUGUAAUUUGUAGUGGCUUUGAUGGUUGGUAUAAAAGACAUUGGAUUGGCGUUUCAAUUAAUAGUACAAGGUUUUUGGACCAAACUGUUGGUACAGAUCAUUGGUAUGAUGUUGAACAAGAUACAUCAGUUAGACAUAAUGUUCCGAAAAUUAGGCGAACAUACAGAACAGAUACAUUUAAUCAAGAAUGGAAUUUUGUUAAAGAAGCCUUUUAA